Molecule: messenger RNA, 999 nt
Organism: Lytechinus pictus (painted urchin)
Lineage: Eukaryota; Metazoa; Echinodermata; Echinoidea; Temnopleuroida; Toxopneustidae
Product: craniofacial development protein 2-like
Exons: 3
Coding region: 1-999 (332 amino acids)
Biological process (GO): chromatin remodeling
Cellular component (GO): nucleus
Molecular function (GO): catalytic activity
Source: RefSeq, a predicted model, not a curated record
AUGGUGAGUCAAGGCCACACCCCCUUCAAGACUAUGGCAGCACAAAGAAAGAAACGGCCCUCAGUCCCCAGCAGCUCUGGAUUGCCCAGCUACGGGAGCGGUUGUGGCAAGGAAGGAGCAGAGGGUGCUAAGAAUCUCUGGGCUAGGACAGGCUCCUUAAAGGAUGUGACCAUCUGUACAUAUAAUGUACGUUCCCUUUUAGGAGAGGAUAGGCUAUGUGAGCUGGAAAAAGAACUAGGCAACAUCACAUGGGACAUAGUCGGAUUGUGUGAGGUUAGACGCCGCGGGGAACAUCUACAACAUCUGCUGUACACAAGGGGAAAGGAGAAAAGUAGCAUAGGAGGCCAUACUGAUGAAGAGGUUGAUAUGGUCUAUGAGGAAAUUGCUAAACUACUUGAUGAGGACAAAGCAAACUUUACUAUAGUUAUGGGAGAUUUCAAUGCUAAAGUUGGUAAAAUGGAAGAUAAUAGCGAGGUGAUGCUAGGAAAAUUUGGCACUAGGAAUGAUAGGGGAGAUCGUCUACUGGAAUUUGCUUUAAGCAGAGGUCUUGAGGUAAUGACCUCUUUCUUCAAGAAAAAGGAACAUCGAAAAUGGACAUGGCAAAGCCCAAAUGGCACCACUAGGAACGAAAUCGAUUUCAUUCUAACAAACAGACCGGACAUCGUAAAAGACGUUUCCGUGCUAAACCGCUUCAAUACUGGAAGUGACCACAGCAAGGUCCAUGUUGACACACCAAUCAUUGCUCAAGAUACAGAUGAGGACAUACCACCGGUAGGAGUAGACGAGGUUGCUAAAGCCCUGCAAGCAAUGAAGCGUGGUAAAGCACCAGGUAGUGAUGAGGUGCUGGUGGAUGUCCUUAAAGAUGGAGGUGAUGUCAUCCUGGAACAGCUGGCCAAGCUGUUUACACUCUGUUUAGUAAAAACACAAACACCAGACAGCUGGAACAAUGCAAUCAUAAUCCUCAUCCACACGAAACUGAGGAUACACAAAGGAUAUUAA